Molecule: messenger RNA, 4232 nt
Organism: Epinephelus lanceolatus (giant grouper)
Lineage: Eukaryota; Metazoa; Chordata; Actinopteri; Perciformes; Serranidae
Source: RefSeq, a predicted model, not a curated record
CACACUUCCGCUCGGUAAAACUUCCGGAAGUUUCAGUGUGUUUGCCGCGAAUGUGACGAAGGUUAAUGAAGUAAAAUCUGUUGUUUGUUGUCGAUGGAAGAAACAUCAGCUGCUCGUAUGGAGCUUUCAUCUUUACUUCAUGACCUUCAUCUCACCUCCUCCUCCCCCUCAGAGAAGCUCCUCCCCUCUCCCUCCCUUCCUCCAAUCACAGAGCUCCUCUCUCGGCUGCAGGAGAAGCUGAUUGGUUCGUCCUCCGACUCUGAAACGAGCUCCCUGAUUGGUCGUGUUGAGCGUUUCUUCCAAGUAGCAGAUCCCCAUUGGCUGUUCUCAGCCAGUCAGGAUGAUGGGUGGUCGGAGCUUCAGGUGGCGUACAGCUCUCUGGUCCGUGCUCUGAUUGGCUGUGCAGCUCUGCCGCUCUGCGAGGACGACUGUGGCUCUCUGCCGUCCGCAGCCUAUCAGAGCGUCCCAAGCAGAGCUGGAGCAGUAUGCUCCGCCCUCACAGCGCUGCUGGGAACUCUGGGAAACAGAGGCAGUCAGACUGGUGUGCUGCUGGCUGUGGCUCCGCCCAUCUGUGUGUUCUCUGUCACUCAUUUCCAGGUUCAGCCGUGGACCAGCUCCUCGUCCAGAGUGGCGGCUCAGAGCCUGCAGGAGGCGCUGCUGAGGGCAGGGGGCUGGAGAGACUCGGCCCACCUCCUGAUGGGGGACAGGAGUCAGGAGGAGGAGGAGGAGGGGGGAGGGAGGAGCAGAGGAAUUCUGGGAGGAGUCCUGGACGUCCUGCAGCCUCAGCUGACAAAUCUGUGUGUGUGUGUGUGUGUGUGUGUGUGUUUCAGGGAGUCGUGGCAGCGCUGUGAAGCAGUGAAGGUGGUGUUUGCGUGGACGCUCCUGCAGGUGACUCGUCCCUUUCUGUCCCCUCACCUGUCCCACCUCCUCCCCCCCUCACUCCUCCUCAAUGACCACUACAGACCAGAGAACUGCAUGCUGGGAGUUCGCUGUCUGCACCACAUCGUGCUCAACACGCCUGCUGCAGACCUGCGUCAGUUCAACAGAGCAGAAGUUCUCUACCAGGCCUUAUUCAAACACCUGUACACUACAGAGGCUGCUGUCAUCCAGUCUGUUCUGUCCUGUUUGUUGGACCUGUUGUUGGUUUUGGAGAAGCCCCCCUCGUCUCUUGCCCCCCCCUCCUCCUCCUCCUGCAGGAAGCCCUGUCGUCAUGACGAUGUGCUGCGUCUGGUCCUGACUCACAUGGAGGCGGAGCACAAGGUGGCUCUGCGACAUGUCUACGCCACCGCUCUCCCUCCGUACAUCGACAGGAUGGGCGUGGCCGUGUGCAGACACCUGCGGCGGCUGGAGCGGGUGGUGCUGGGAUACCUGGAGGUCAGAGACCCACCUGAGGAGACGAGUCGACUCAAGAUCCUGGAAGUCCUGGAGAAAACCAUCAGAGCAGCAUGGCCACGGAUGGAGUGUCGAGUUGGCGUGUUGCUGCGUUGCCUGUUGAAGUUGCUGGUUGACGUGUCCUCAGACUCUGAGCUCAGUGACUCAGUGAGACAUAAGCUGAUGAAUCAAACGUCUCUCUGCCUCAAACUGCUGGAUGCCUGUUGUCAUGGAGACCUGCAGCCUUUCCUCCAGCAGGUCGACAGCAGCUGCUGCAGCUCCGAGGUGCUCAGUUGCCUAGCGACAGUCACUGUGACGACAGAGAGGUAACGCAGCAGCAGCACACCUGGAACACCUGAGAGUCCUACUGUGAGACGCACUGAGAGCAGAGCUGCUGCUUCCUGACAGACAGGACUGAGGGCUGAGAGCACAGAACAGCAGUGAGUCCAGCUGGUCCAGUCUGUGCUUCAGUCCCAGUAAACUCUCCUCAGCCUCCAGUCGUCUCACCUUCAGAUUCUCCUGCUGGUUCCACAAACUGCAGCGAAGACGAGCCUCAACGAGCAACAACACACAGUCAGUCAGGUUUAUUCUCUCUGACAUCACCCACACUCACACACACACUCACACACUCACACACCCACACCCACACUCACACACACACACUCAGGCUCUGUUUACACCUUUACAGACAUUUAUGAAAACAGAUAUUCUCCUCUAUGUUUUGACGUCUCGUCCACACAAAGUGAGAUUUGAAAACAUCUUAAGUCCAGCUGUAACUCACCAGAUUCAUCACCGUAUAUGAUAUCAUAUCGAAUCUUUGGACAACCAAACUAUAUUUGCAGAUAUCACAAAGUCUGCCUUGAUAUGAUUUGAUUUGAGAAGAAGAAGAAAUCAUCUGAGCAUUUCACCCAGUUCUGCUCGUCACCUGUUAUUAGCUCUAACACUUUUACGCUGCAUGGUUUAGCCUAGCAGCUAGCAGAGUUUUCUCCACUCUUAACUUCACAAAUUACAGGUAUUGUUUAUAUAUUUUCUUCCUCACUGUUGGUGUCAGUCUCUGCGUCCCCUGACACAACUGCUCGGUUGAAUUUCGGCCUGCGUGCAUGUUUUUUGAAACGUUGAAACAGAGCAACUAAAGCCGAGUUGAGACUGCACGGUAUCAGCCUGAUUAUAACCUGACGCAGCUGUCGCACAAUGUCGGCUCUGAUCAUGAACGAGUGUUGUGCGUGAUAAUGCAUUGUUUAUCCCAUGUAGUGUGUCAUAGUAGACCACAACUGAUGCUGCGUCUGGGACGCCUUACGACUGAAAGGAGGCAAGAAAGACAUUUUAAAACGAAGGUCGUGUGGACAGAAUUUUUUAUCUUAAAUGGAGGAAAAAUAUCUGUUUUCAAAAAUGUCUUCACACGUGUAGACAGGAGCUGUUUCUGUUCUCUGUCUCACAGUCACAUGUUUCAGGUGAAUGUCCAGUUUAGCUUAGCUUAGCACAAAGACUGGAGGUAAAGGGAAACUGUUAGCCUAGCUCCAUCAGAAGAGACAACAUCUACCUUCAGACCCGUCUGAGUCACAUGUUGUUUUAUUGAACAGGUGCAGACACACAAACGUAAAAUGAGACAUUGAGGUUUUAGCAGCAGUUAGCAUUGAAGCUAUUUGUUGGCGAACAACCUCUGGUAGCAGUAAGGCUGUUCUUUACUUAUCAGAGGAGAGGGGUGGGUCUGCAGUGUGACCCUCCCUGAGUGACUGGAGGAAAAUCCAUGACCUUCCCCCUUCAUGAAUGACUGAUUAGAUUUACAUACUCUUUGAUGUUUGAAAGACAACAUUUUUAAGAUGAACUCCUGGAGUUGAAAAAAGCCUCAGUUGUUCACUCUUGUUGUGCAAACGAUUUAUUUUUGAUAACAUUUUAAAUGAGGCGUAGAAUAAAGUGAUUUUGAUGAAAUAUCACUACUUCAAGCAUUCGUCGCACAUGAUGUGUCCAAGCACUGACGGAAAUUUGAAAAUCCAACAGUAAGUUUUAUAGUUUUACAGUUUCUGGCUGAUAAAUUGUCAUUUUGUCAAUUUUUUUUUAAAACAAACCAUGCCUGCAGGGUUUGGAAGGCAUGUUGUCUUUAAAGAUCAGUGGUAAAAUAACACAAAAUACAUUUCAGUACAAUCAAAAACAGUCAAAAUUAUUUGUCAGGAUUCCCCCUCUUUGGACCACCCAUCCCCCCACAUAAAUAACGAACAGUCCCUAACCUCUCUAAAGUCCAGAACUGCCAACCCGUUUGUUGGCUAACAGGAAACAUGUUGGUCAACAGAUAGCUCCAAUGCUAACUGCUGCUAACAACAUCUCCUUUUUAUAUAUCUGUUUCCUGUUCAUCAAACAACAGGUGAAUCAGACUUUGAGUUUUAUGAAGGUAGAUGUUGUCUCUUCUGAUGGAGCUAGGCUAACAGUUUGCCUUUGCUUCCAGUCUUUGUGCUAAGCUAAGCUAAACAUGUCUCUGUACAGGAGGGAUAAAGGUUAUGUCCAUCUGAAACAUGUGACUCUGAGACAAACAGACAGACGACAAGAGGAUUUACAUUUUUAAUCUCAUACUGAAGUCAGAACUCAAGGAAUAGUCUGAAUAUAUAUUUAAUUAUUUUUAAACACAAAGUUUAUACUAACUGGUGAUAAAAUAUCAGACUGGAUCAUCUGGAUAUCAUUGGGGUUAAAGUUUGGACAUGUUACUGUGUAACUACAAGAGUUCAACAAAAAGCUAUUGUGUCAGUGAUUUCUCUCAUAAGCCUCCAAACUUCUCAUUAUAAGUCUGACUGUAUUUAAACUGCUGGUUUGACUGAAGCUGAAGAGUUUGUUUGAUAUCUAAGUUAAUAAUAAAAUAUUAUUUACCUUCA